Erinaceus europaeus (western European hedgehog) is the source of this 1546-nucleotide messenger RNA. It is a transcript of the gene RNASET2, whose product is annotated as ribonuclease T2. The record is from RefSeq and is a predicted model, not a curated record. Lineage: Eukaryota; Metazoa; Chordata; Mammalia; Eulipotyphla; Erinaceidae. Gene Ontology annotation, cellular component: extracellular region. The coding region runs from base 1 to 738 and encodes 245 amino acids. Gene Ontology annotation, biological process: RNA catabolic process. Gene Ontology annotation, molecular function: ribonuclease T2 activity; RNA binding. The transcript has 6 exons.
AUGCCCCACGUGGUGCUAGGGCUCCGGCUGGUUGCUGUCGGUUUCCCCAGGCCCCAGAUACACGCAGAGCCCGCCAGUGCCCCUGACACAUCUCUGCCCUUGGGCAGCACCCAGAGAACAGUCAAUGCCUCCCAGAGGCACCUCAACCCCCAGGGCCAUGCCUUUGUCCCCUCCCUAGGCUGCUCUCUGGGCUGGGAGGUUGGAGGAGGACAGUGUCGAACAGCAAGCAGGGCUCUGUCCCCAUCCCUGGAGCUGCUGCCCACGGAGGGCACCCUCCCCCACCCCCCUUGCUCACGGGCUUCCGGAACCUUCCACAGGCGGCAUGAGUGGGAGAAGCACGGAACCUGUGCGGCCCAGCUGGACGCCCUCAGCUCGGAGAAGAAGUACUUCGGCAAGAGCCUGGACCUGUACAAGACGCUGGGACUCAACAGCAUGAUGCAGAAGCUGGGCAUCAGGCCGUCCACCAACUACUACCAGGUGGCCGACAUCAAGGACGCGCUGGCCAGCAUCUAUGGGGUCGUGCCCAAGGUCCAGUGUCUGCUGCCCAAGCAGGGUGAGGACGUGCAGACCCUCGGCCAGAUCGAGCUGUGCUUCACCAAGGAGCUUGUCCUGCGGAACUGCACAGAGCCCGGGCCUCAGGGGUCAUGGGGGGCGCGGGGGACGGGGGGUACCCAGGGCCUGGAGGUCUGCGAGGACGGCCCGGUCUUCUACCCACCGCCCCCGGGGUCCCACCCCUGAGGUCCAGGCUCUCACUGCCCCUCCAGAAGCACCUCAGGCCUCCCAAGUGCCCUUAUCUCUGCUGUCACCCCUGUGGAAGCUGCUGGGAGCUGGGGGGCACAGAGGAAGGGCCCCCAUAUCCGCUGGGCCACUUGGUGGUGGGAAUAAAUCGGCCCUGGCCUCCUGUCUGCUCGUGGGGAUUCCCGGGGCUGAGGGAUGAGAGGUGGCCAUCUGGCUCUGGGUCAGGGCUGCUCCCCCUCCCUGAGUCUCAGGCCCCUCUGUGACUGUCUCCUCCCUGGUUGGUGCAUCUUGCUGUCCCCCAGGGAGGUGGCAGCACAGUCCCCCACAGCACCUCCUGGUGUCCCUGAGGCCGGGCUGGCCCCCUUCCACGGAGUGGGGGGCUGGGGGGUGAAGAGAUGGGGCUGUGCAGAGUGGGGGUGGGGCAAGUCGAACCCUAGUCAGCUCCCACCGCUUUCACUUUCUUCCCUGGGGCCUGAGAGCAGGACCUGAGGGGGACGUGGGUACAGUGCUGAGCCCCCCACUCAAUGCCCCUGGAUGUGGGACUGUCCCCUGUCCUCCGGACCCCUCCCCCCAUCUCACUCUGGGGGCCUUGAGCAUGGCUUUCUGCACAGGUGAGCUGGGGCCUGCAGGCUGGCCCUCACCUGCCAGGUGUAGGGGUGCUCCGUCUGCCGGGGGUGGGGAAGGGCACCCAGCUCUGGGCAGCGGGCAGUGGGCAGACGACAGGCGUGGUCUCCCCUCUGACAUCAUCCCCUGGUCCGGCCCAGCGUGAAUGUUCUCCCCUGUUGUAUUAAAGCUCAGCCCACUCAUC